CACUCUCCACUCUCCACUCUAUCAACACAACAACAAACACAAACACAAACAACAACACGCUCUGAAUAUUUUUCUGCGACCGAGAUCAUCACCUUAUCUAUCCGAUCCUCCAUUCGCAGAUCAGACCUCAACUCACAGCCAUGUAUCCCCUACUUCCUUGGAGUCAAAACCAGUCGAGUGUGCGCUCCUCCUUGAGUGAGGCCACGACCAGCACCCAGACGGUUUCCUUUAGCUUCAGCUAUGGCAGCUCCUGCUCGCCUAGUUCGUUGCCGCCUCCACCGCCUCCGUCUCCCAGCGACUCUCUGCUCGACAUCACUCCCCGCAAGUGCUCAUUUUCCAGCAGCUAUGGACUGAACAACUCGUGUGCCUUCCCCUCCUGGCCAAACCGACCAUCGCUACUCAGUGCCGAUUCCGAGGGUUCGACCGCCAGUGCCUACCUGUCAGAUGAGGAUCUCUUCCCCAGUGGUUCCGAUGUGCCUUCCGACAGCGCCAUCGAUGAGGAGUCCGCUGCACAGGAUCCCGCCAUGGAUCUGACAACCGAGCAGCAGAUUCAGAUGCUCCGCGCUGCAGCCGAUGAGGAUGCCCAGCGCGCGCGUUUCCUGGCCCAAGUACAAGCACAUGCCAGAGCCCAGCAGGCGAUGCGUGUAGCCCAAAUGGCAGCCACCGAGCGCGAGAACGCCAAACGCAACAAGAAACGCAAGGCCCUUCCCGAGCGGAAAAGACGCACUACCUCUGGGACCAAGGCAACUAUUUGCCGGGUCUAGAGACCGGAAGAGGGUGCCCGCCGGGUCCUUCUCUGUAACAUCAAUCUCAUAUCUCAGCGUUCUUGUGCAUGUUUCACUCUCGAUACCCCCUCCCACGGUCUGUUUUGGCGGAGAUUAGGGCUGUCGCAUGAUCAGCGCCGAUCUAUCCGCAGUUAUUGGGCUCUAUCAUAUGCGAUCAGCGAUUCGCAUCCGGGUCUUUUUCUUUUUUUGCUUCGACACCCACUCUCUUAAUUACUUUUUUCUUCAACUUGCUUUUUCUUCGCCUGCUCCUCUGGAUCUGAAUUU
Molecule: messenger RNA, 1049 nt
Organism: Aspergillus aculeatinus CBS 121060
Lineage: Eukaryota; Fungi; Ascomycota; Eurotiomycetes; Eurotiales; Aspergillaceae
Exons: 1
Coding region: 141-764 (207 amino acids)
Source: RefSeq, a predicted model, not a curated record